Molecule: messenger RNA, 2915 nt
Organism: Camellia sinensis
Lineage: Eukaryota; Viridiplantae; Streptophyta; Magnoliopsida; Ericales; Theaceae
Product: putative potassium transporter 13
Biological process (GO): potassium ion transmembrane transport
Cellular component (GO): membrane
Molecular function (GO): potassium ion transmembrane transporter activity
Source: RefSeq, a predicted model, not a curated record
CUUCUCCGCCCAUUCGUAUCUUCUCUCUCUCUCUCUCUCUCUCUCCAUGCAAAUGUAUCCAUGAUAUUCCAUUGUGAGUCAUAGGAAUCUAUUUAUUUCGCUUCUUUCGAAUUUUGUUUUAGUUAUUUUAGGCAAAGAAUUUGGAUUUUUCAGAGAAAAAAUACAGAGUAGAAUCAUCUUCAAGUCUCAGAGUAUCGACUCUCAGUUUGAAUUUCAUUGAUAUAGCUGAGGAGUAUAAUAAUUGAGAAAGAACCCAGAAAUUUAUAUUGGGCUGGAAGAAAAUGCUGUCUGAAUCUCCUCCUCCGAAUCGAUUAAGGACUCUGUGUUUGGCCUACCAGAGCUUUGGGAUUGUUUACGGUGACCUCAGUACAUCGCCCAUAUAUGUCUACAAAAGUACUUUUUCUGGAAGCUUGCACCCUUACAAAGAAGACCAUGAGAUUCUUGGGGUACUUUCUCUGGUUUUCUGGACUUUGACUCUCAUCCCGCUUUGCAAAUACAUUUUAAUUGUAUUAGCAGCCGACGACAAUGGUGAAGGUGGAACCUUUGCUUUGUAUUCACUACUGUGUCGACACUUAAAGACAGGCCUUUUGAGCACUUCCCAUGGUGCACUUCAUCGUGUAACAUCUUCUGACAACGCUGGAACUUCUGUCAAAGAGACGAAAACUAGCUUACUUAUAAAGGACUUCUUCGAAAAGCAUCAUAGCUCUCGCGUUGUGUUGCUGCUGGUUGUUCUUCUUGGGACUAGCAUGGUUAUUGGUGAUGGAAUCCUGACCCCAACAAUGUCUGUCGUUUCUGCAGUCAAUGGACUUAGAAUCAAAAUCACAGUCACAGAUUUGCAUGGAUAUUAUACUUCGUUAAUCGCUUGCGUCAUCUUGGUGGGCAUUUUUGCUCUUCAGCACUAUGGGACACACAGAGUCGGCUUCCUUUUCGCUCCUAUCUUGAUAUCUUGGCUUGUAUGCAUAAGUGGAAUAGGAAUUUACAACAUAAUUUAUUGGAACCCCCAAGUAGUUUAUGCGACGUCACCAUAUUAUGCAUACAAUUUUUUCAAGCUAGCUGGAAAAGAUGGAUGGAGGUCCCUUGGGGGCGUUGUCCUUUGCAUUACAGGUGCAGAAGCUAUGUUUGCUGAUCUCGGUCAUUUCUCCCAACUCUCUCUCAGGAUUACAUUUAUUGUAGUUGUUUACCCGUGCUUAGUUCUGGCAUACAUGGGUGAAGCCGCUUACCUCACUAAGAACAAAAUGGAACUCCAGAGUAGCUUCUACAAGGCUAUUCCAGAGCGAAUAUUUUGGCCAGUGUUUAUUAUUGCAACUCUUGCAACUGCAGUGGGAAGUCAGGCAAUCAUAUCAGCUACUUUCUCAAUUAUAAGUCAGUGCAGGGCACUGAGGUGCUUCCCGCGUGUGAACAUAAUACACACAUCAGGCCAAGUACACGGACAGAUUUACAUACCUGAGGUGAACUGGACUUUGAUGGUGUUGUGUCUUGGAGUUGUGAUUGGCUUUAGAGACACCAAUAGGAUUGGAAAUGCAUAUGGUCUUGCUGUGAUCACAGUAAUGUUUGUCACGACUUGCUUGAUGUUUCUAAUAAUCAGUACAGUUUGGAAUCGAAAUGUGCUUUUGGCAGCUACGUUCGUAGUAGUCUUUGGAUCCAUAGAGCUGCUUUAUCUCUCUGCGUGCCUUUGUAAAGUACAUAAAGGAGGCUGGCUUCCCCUUCUCUUUUCUCUCGUGAUCUUGGCUCUGAUGUCUGCGUGGCAGUAUGGAACGUCAAAGAAACAGGCCUUUGAGCUUGAGAACAAAGCAUCCAUGGAGAGGCUUCUCAGUCUUGGCCCAAGCUUGGGUAUGGUCAGGGUUCGUGGGAUCGCUCUAAUUUACUCGAGCCUUGCAGCCACGGUGCCACCGAUGUUUGCACAUUGGGUAACAAAUUUCCCUGCUUUGCAUCAGAUUCUCAUUUUUGUGACCCUUGAAAAUUAUAUGGUCCCCAAUGUUCCACUCUCUGAUCGUAUCCAUGUCGGGCGGAUUGGCCCUCAAGACUCCAGAGCAUUUUGGUGUAUUGUCAGGUAUGGAUUCAAGGAUCCGCGAGACAGCUAUAACCUUGAAACUCAGCUGAUUGACAAGGUGGAAGAAUUCUUGCGAAGUGAUUCACAUGAUGAAGAACCGGCGAUUAAUGGAUAUCCAUCAUUUCCUGUUCUUCAUGAUGAGGCUGGAGUUGGUGUUGGCAGAAGAAGAAAUGCUGGGUCAACAAGUUUGCAAUUGAACGAGGAGUUACAGGAACUGAUAGAAGCAAGGGAAGCUGGGGUGGUUUACAUGCUGGGCAACACUUACAUUGUGGCAAGUGAGGUAUCACCGGUUAUGAAGAAGUUUGCCAUUAACACUGUGUACGCGUUUCUCAGGCGUAACAGUAGGCGACCGGCUGCUGCGCUUGGGAUUCCACACCCGUCACUCAUUGAAAUGGGUAUGGCCUAUCACGUGUAACGCUGGCGCAGGAACGGGGACUGACAAAACAGUGGGAAGAAACUUGUGGGGUUUUGGUGAAAUUUCAUUGAUACACCAUAAUAAGGACUAAACCUUAAUACUAAUGUCAGAGGUACAGCCUAAGCUUUAUACGGUAGUGUUGUUGCUUACAGAGGGUUGAGAUUUAAUCAGAUGUGUGAAAUUUGGAAAAUGGAAAGUUACUAAUAGCUUCACUUCUCUUGUGUGCUUGACUUAGGACGGGAAAAGAAUUUUAAAAAGUAGGUAAACCAAUACUUUGUGUAUAUAUGAUUUUUAUAAAAGCUACAGCAAAAAUUGAUCACUUUACUGUUUUGUUAUGUGUAAGGACUUGGUUUCCAUAUGUCGAUCUUUGUUGCCAAAGGCUCAAAGUUGGUAGCUACUGAAGUUUUUUGGAUUUAGAUUUGAAUUUGAAUUUGGAUUUGGGUUUGAACA